AUGCCAACACCUAAUCCGUCAGAGGCCCCAUCAACUCCUCCAUCCACGGUGCCAUCAACGCCUCCAUCAGCACCACCAUCUGAAGUGCCAUCGUCUCCACCUAGUAGACCACCUACUAUCCCACCGACCCCACAUCCCAGUGAGACCCCUAGUGAGACACCAUCAACGAUUCCAACACCAAGUCCUUCAGAGACACCCUCUUAUACGCCUUCCAGUGUUCCUUCUCCAAUUCCCACAAUACCACCAACGCCUAUCCCCAGCGAACCACCUUCAAGAACACCCUCUGAUGUCCCCUCUUACAUACCCACUCCUAGUCCGAGCGAGGUUCCAAGUGACACUCCAACAACUGAUCCUUCGCCAAUUCCCUCCAACCCACCAAGUGAUGUUCCCAGUACCCCCCCAACAUCAAUCCCAACACCCAUCCCAUCAGAGACCCCAUCAACUCCUCCAUCCUCCCCACCAUCAACCCCACCAUCAACUCCACCAUCUGAUAUCCCAUCAUCUCCACCCAGCAAACCACCAACUACACCACCCACCCCAUAUCCUAGUGAGACCCCCAGUGAGAAACCAUCAACACUGCCAACACCAAGUCCAUCAGAGACUCCUUCUGUUGUCCCUUCUAGUGUUCCUUCUCCUAUUCCCACCACACCACCAACGCCCAACCCCAGUGAGACCCCAAGUGAUAUUCCUUCUCCAAUUCCAUCACCUGUUCCUUCAAGCCCACCAAGUGAUAUUCCCAGUACCCCCCCAUCACCAAUCCCGACGCCUGAACCAUCAGAAACACCAUCAACUCCUCCAUCCUCACCACCCACAACCCCACCUUCAAACCCACCCUCUGAAACACCAUCAUCUCCACCAAGUAGACCACCCACAGUCCCACCAACUCCAAUUCCUAGUGAGACUCCAAGUGACCACCUCAACAUUCCGACCCCAGUCCUUCUGAACACCCUCUGA
Messenger RNA from Seminavis robusta, 954 nucleotides. Lineage: Eukaryota; Bacillariophyta; Bacillariophyceae; Naviculales; Naviculaceae. The record is from the annotation of a GenBank genome assembly.